AUGGCUAAAUUGAAAGUGCAGGGUAUCGAAUUAUGGGGACUCUUAGAUUCGGGGGCAGACCAAAGCAUUAUUAAAUCUACUGAUUGGCCAUGUAACUGGCCAACUCAAGAUUCAGCUCAAAUUCUGAGGGGUAUCGGAUAUGCUCAGGAGCCAAAGCGUAGUGCAGGAUUCCUCACUUGGCAGGAUGAUGAGGGUCAUUCUGGGGUGUUCCAGCCUUUUAUGUUGAACAUCCCCAUGAUGCUGUGGGGUCACGGCGUUAUGCAGGAAAUGGGGGUUAGACUUGUUACUGAAGACCUUUAUAGUCCCCAGAGCAAAAACAUGAUGAAAGCCAUGGGGUAUACUCCUGGAAGAGGGCUUGGCCUAUGCAAAGAUGGUCGCCAGUCACCCGUCCCAAUUAAGGAGAGGCAAUAUCGCAAGGGCCUGGGUUUUUCUUAG
This is a messenger RNA of Nannospalax galili (Upper Galilee mountains blind mole rat), 435 nucleotides long. RefSeq names its product endogenous retrovirus group K member 7 Pro protein-like. The record is from RefSeq and is a predicted model, not a curated record. Gene Ontology annotation, biological process: proteolysis. NCBI's taxonomy places the organism in Eukaryota, Metazoa, Chordata, Mammalia, Rodentia, Spalacidae. The transcript has a single exon. Bases 1 to 435 code for a protein of 144 amino acids. Gene Ontology annotation, molecular function: nucleic acid binding; aspartic-type endopeptidase activity.